Messenger RNA from Rodentolepis nana, 1254 nucleotides. The record is from the annotation of a GenBank genome assembly. Lineage: Eukaryota; Metazoa; Platyhelminthes; Cestoda; Cyclophyllidea; Hymenolepididae.
AUGGCUCUUGCACAGCGAGUUGACACCUUUAAACAAAAGGGGAUAUCAGAAACAUAUCGACAAGGGAGCUCAGGCAGUCUUAUAACAUGUUUUGUCACCCAACCGGAUAAUAUUGUCCUCCAUAUUGAUGUCGAUACAAAAGCAAAUGGUGAGGAAGUUCUAAAUAAGGUAUGUACCCUUCUCGGAAUCCAGGAUGAAGCGGAUUACUUUGGAUUACAGUAUGCCCUUUCGAAAGGUGAUCUGAUUUGGUUGAACAUGAGAAAUCGAUUAUCCAAGCAGGUUCCCGGUAACCCCCCUUUUAACCUCUUUUUCAAAGUGAAAUACUUCGUUCCUCCGUACAAUCUAGUCCUAGAAGAGACAAAACAUCAGUUCUACCUCAACACCUUACAGCAGUUGAAACUUGGAUUAUGGGAUGCAGACACAUCUCUGGAACUCCAAUCCCGUUUAAUCGCCCUCAUGACCUACGUUCAGUUCGGUAGCUUCAACGCUUCCACCACUCCUUGUAAAUACGCCUGUUUCUGGUCAGAUCGUCGGGCUGAAGUGCCCCACGAAGUCCUCUCAAUCGCAGCCAACUACCACAAACAACUCACUGGAAUGUCUGUGAGAGCUGCCGAGUACGAACUGCUUCGUAUUGCACACGAGGAGGUGCCGGCGUUUGGUGUCUACUUUUAUAAGAUUUUAGACAUGUUUGGACAUCGACUUCUGAUGGGCGCGGGACCAGAAUAUGUGGCAUUAUGUCAAUUGGACGGGACUUUUAUUGAACGAUUUCCCUACUGUCGACUGAAGACAGUGACAAUUGCAGGCCGUGUUGUAACCCUGAAUCUCCUUGAAGAUGACGGAUCUGUGAAAAUGCGGAAUUAUGAGUUAGCGAGCAAACGCUCGGCGGACUGUCUUUAUCGAUCGAUAACGGAGCUCCACUGCUUCUUCCGUUGUGAUAAUAUCAGGGAUGAUGUAUUGAACCGCACAAAUCCUUCCUUCUCCAUCUUUGAUCAUAAUGGAGGUCGUGAAUACACCUUCGACGUUCGCUAUACAAGUCGAGAGGUUCACGACCGAGCACGUCGAAAUUUGUAUCACGCGGCAACCGAGGCCUCCUCAAACUCCAUGCCAGCAAUGGGAGGAGCGUCUCAACCGCUGAUUGGUUCAAUUCCCCAUACUGGAAGUGAAGGUCAUGGUGGUAAUGCCUCAACAUCCUCUCUCAACCGCACAUCACAUAGCAACUCCCUUGUCAGCAUGGAAGAGGUGAGCACACCGUAA